Messenger RNA from Closterium sp. Naga37s-1, 3060 nucleotides. NCBI's taxonomy places the organism in Eukaryota, Viridiplantae, Streptophyta, Zygnematophyceae, Desmidiales, Closteriaceae. The record is from the annotation of a GenBank genome assembly.
AUGGAUUUCCAGGAGCUGGAGGCGGCGGAGGGGCUGCGCUUCUCGUGGAACGUGUGGCCGUCGUCGCGCCUCGAGGCGACGCGCUGCGUCGUGCCCUUCGGCGCGGUCUUCACGCCGCUCGCGGAAAUCCCGGAUCUGCAGGUCGUUCCGCAUCCGCCGCUGCUCUGCAAGGCGUGCGGCGCCGCGCUCAACCCGUACUGCGCGCUGCACUGCGGCACGCGCUCGUGGGCGUGCGCGCUGUGUCAGCAGGUGUGGGAGGGGGGGUGGGAAGGGGGGAAGUUGGCGGAUGGUGUAAUGCGCCAAGAACGUGUUUCCGCCCAACUACAGGGACGUGAGCGAGACCAAUCUGCCCAUGGAGCUCCUGCCCCUUCCCCAACACUCGUCCCCCCUCCCGUCUUCCCUCUGCUCUCCUGCUUUCUCCCUCCUGUCACACAGAGGAACGUGUUCCCACCCAACUACAGGGACGUGAGCGAGAUCAAUCUGCCCAUGGAGCUCUCCCCCAGCCUCAGCACCAUCGAGUUCCUCCUGUCGCACGCCGCCGCACCGCAGCCCGCAUUUCUCUUUGUGUUGGACACGUGUGUACCACCUGACGAGCUACACCACGCCAAAGCCGCCCUGCUGCAGCUGCUGCCACUGUUACCAGUCACCUGCCCCGUGGGGCUCAUCACAGUGGGCGCACAGGUCUCCGUGCACGAACUCUCCCACUCCCUCCCUCACUCACUCCCUCACUCGCUCCCUCACUCGCGCCCUCGCUCUCAAGCCGGCCCGCUGUCGUCGCGUGUGGUGCUGCUACCGGGGGACAAGGACCUUUCACCCAGCAAGAUAAAGCACCUCCUGGGUCUGGGGCUGGGGCUGCCUCAUCCUCACCCACCCUCUGCACCAUCCAAGACCGCACCCAGCAGCAGCCACGCCCCUGCAAUGCACACCACCACCCCUGCCAAAAGGCCUUUUACUGGCAAGCCGUCCUCUCCCAAGGGCCCUCUGUCCCCUAGAUCAUCUUCCUCCUCCCAUUCCUCGUCUACCCACGUGUCACCACCAUCAUUGUCCACGUCUGCAGAGGCUGUGUCCUCGUCACCGCCCCCUCCGUCGCUGGUGCUGGGCGGCAGAGGGGCGGCGGAUGGGCGGUACCUGGUGCCUCUGGUGGAGGGGGAGGGCGUGCUGAGGGGCGUGAUAGCGGCGCUACAGCCGGACUCACAGCCAGUGGUGCCAGGGGUCAGGCCGCGCCGAGCCAUAGGCGCAGCUUUGGCAGCCGCUGUGGCUGUGAUGGAGGCUCGGGGCGAGCAAGGGGGGGCAGAGGAAGGAGGGAGAACGGAGGAUGGGACAGGGCGGGCAGCAUGGGAGAAGAGGGGAGCAGCAGAGGAGUUGGGAGUGGGGGCAGCAGAGUCAGGAAAGGGGACGAGGAGGGAAGGGGAGGGGACAGGGAGGGGUGGGGAGGGAGCGAGGAAGGGAGGGGAGAGGGCGGGAGGGGGAGGGGAGAGGGCAUUGCGAUCCGGAGGGCGAGUGGUGGUGCUGCUGGGAGGGCCGGGCACAGUGGGGCCAGGCAUGGUGGUGGGUACAGACAUGGCAGACUGCCUCCGCACACACUCGGAUAUUCUCCUCGACAACACCGCUUACUAUCAGUCAGUAUUCCUCUGCUCUGGGGCUGACACAUUGGGGCUGGGCACGGUGGGCUUGGGCUCUGUCCGUGCCACACGCUUCUUCUCUCAAUUCGUCGAGCGAUCAGCAGAGGUAUCAGCAGCCAUAGACGUGUUUUCAUGUGCGUUGGGUGAGCGAGCAGCAGAGGUAUCAGCGGCCAUAGACGUGUUUGCAUGUGCGGCGGACCAAGUGGGGGUGGCGGAGAUGAGGGGCGCCAUCGAGGCGACAAGUGGCACGCUCGUAUUGGCCGACUCGUUUGAGUCAGACAUCUUUGCCAAGUCCCUGUGCAAGCUGUUUCAACGGUCGCAUGAGGGCCCUCUGCUAGCCGCCACAGACGGGGUAGUGGAGGUGAAGCUGCCCAAGGAGAUCAAGGUGAUGGGGGCGGUGGGGGCGUGUGGCAACCUGUGGAGCAAGGCGGAGAGCGUGAGCGAGCACGAGGUGGGGCAGGGCGGCACGGCUGCCUGGCGCCUCUGUUCCCUCUCCCCCCGCUCCUCCUCCCUCGCCCUCUUCUUUGAGAUUGCACCGCCGCACAGAGCGCACCAGAUCCCGCCGGGCUCCUUUGCACUGUUCCAGUUCCUCACCACGUAUCGCCACGGGGAUGGCAGCAGGAGGGUGCGCGUGGCCACAGCAGCCAGGCGCUGGGUGCACAUGGGGGGGGAGGGGGGCGCUGGCGCGGAUUCACAGGCUGUUGGGGUGGGGGUGGCGGAAGGGGAUGGGGACUUGGUGGUGGGAGGGGUGCCGGGGGGGAGGGUAGCUGCAGCACUGGCGGAAGUGGUGAUGGGGUUCGAUCAGGAGGCUGCUGCUGCACUCGUGGCCAAGCUAGCUGCCUUCAAGGCAGAGUCAGAGGACAUGAGUGAUGUGCUGCGCUGGCUGGACCGCAUGCUAAUCCGUUUUGGAGCCAAGUUCGGGCAGUACAGCCGGGGCGACCCCUCCUCCUUCCACCUCGCCUCCGCCUUCUCCCUCUUCCCCCAGUUCAUGUUCCACCUCCGCCGCUCCAGCUUCCUCCAGGUGUUCAACCACAGCCCCGAUGAGACGGCAUUCUUCCGCCUCAUGCUCACCAGAGAAGCCGUUGCCAACUCCCUCCUAAUGGUUCAGGUACCCUACCGCUCAUACCCUUCCUUUCCGCCCGUUCACUUCUCGCGAGCCAGGGCCACUGUUUCUCCUACCAUUCAACUCCUCCUUGACCUGUCCUUGCCUUCGCUUCCCGUCCUUCUCCUGCAGCCCGCUCUGAUCGCCUACACCUUUGAGUCACCACCACAUGCUGUGCUGCUGGACGUGUCAUCACUGCAGCCCGACUGUGUGCUGCUGUACGACGGCUUCUUCCACAUUGUCGUGUUGCACGGCUCCACCAUCGUGCACUGGAAGCACCAGGGUUUCCACCUCGACCCUGCACACGCAGCCUUCAGGUAUUCUUCCACCUCUUGA